AGAGAGAAAGCGCAUGGUGCAGCCAACAGAGACAUGGAGGGAAGAGAAUAUCCACAGCAUAAGCUAUAAGUUAAGCAUUAAUGCAGCCUGAGAGAAAUAAGAAUGGCUUCGGAAGAUAAAAAAGUGCUUUUAUAUUUUUAAUUUUAUAAGGGCAAUAAUGUUAAUAAGAAUUAAAUAAAAGCUAACACGUUAAACAGGUUGAUUAACAAAGAAAUAAAAUCGGGGAAGAUUCGUGUUUGCGAGCUCGAUCACAUUGAGCUCACACGCCUUUCUUCGUCACUCUUCACUCGCUCACGUCUUUCACGUUCUUGGUGUUGGUUUCAGAAAUUGAGUUAGUCUUAAAGUGAAAAGAAGCUAUGAGAUAAAGCCGCGGGAGGUAGAGAGAGAAAAUCAGCUGCAAGUGUAACGAGUGUUGUUUGUGUGAGGGGUAGAGAGAAACAAGAAGCGUGGUGAAGAGUUGGGCGUUUGGAUUUGCAAUUGGAAGAGAAGUGAGUGAGUUGGUUCGAUGUCGCAGAUACUGAAGGAGCCGGAGCAGGUGAUGAAGAUGAGAGGAGGAGGUGUGUUGGGGAAGAGAACGAUUCUCAAGAGCGACCAUUUCCCUGGUUGCCAGAACAAGCGUUUGUCGCCUCAGAUCGAAGGCGCUCCCAAUUAUCGUCAGGCAUCGGACUCGUUGCAUGUUCACGGUGUUGCCAUUCCAACCAUUGAUGGAAUUCGGAACGUUCUCAACCACAUUGGUGCUGGAUUGAAAGUUCUCUGGAUUAGCCUUCGUGAGGAACCGCUUGCCUACAUUAAUGGUCGUCCUUUUGUUCUGCGUGAUGUGGAGAAGCCGUUCUCCAACCUUGAGUAUACGGGAAUUAACAGAGAAAGGGUUGAGCAAAUGGAAGCUCGUUUGAAAGAAGACAUCCUGGUGGAGGCAGCAAGAUAUGGAAAUAAGAUUCUUGUGACUGAUGAACUGCCAGAUGGGCAGAUGGUGGACCAAUGGGAGCCGGUGUCAUGUGAUUCUGUGAAGACACCACUAGAGGUGUAUGAGGAAUUGCAAGUAGCGGGAUAUCUUGUUGAUUAUGAACGCGUUCCUAUAACUGAUGAAAAAUCACCCAAGGAAAUGGAUUUUGAUAUUUUGGUUAAUAAAAUUUCUCAAGCUGAUGUAGACACGGAGAUAAUUUUUAACUGUCAAAUGGGGCGUGGUCGAACCACAACUGGAAUGGUCAUUGCAACUUUGGUCUACCUCAACAGAAUAGGAGCCUCUGGGUUUCCAAGAAGCAAUUCCAUUGGGAGAAUUUUUCAAAGUAUGACCAAUGUUGCUGAUCAUUUGCCUGACACGGAAGAAGCAAUUCGCAGAGGAGAGUAUGCAGUCAUUAGAAGUUUGAUUCGGGUGUUAGAGGGUGGGGUUGAGGGGAAAAGGCAAGUGGACAAAGUCAUUGACAAAUGUGCUUCAAUGCAGAACCUGCGUGAAGCAAUUGCCACUUAUCGCAAUAGUAUUUUGCGGCAGCCUGAUGAGAUGAAAAGGGAAGCAUCACUAUCAUUUUUUGUUGAGUACCUGGAGAGAUACUACUUUUUAAUAUGCUUUGCUGUGUACAUUCAUUCAGAAAGGGCUGCACUCCGUUCUAAUACUACUGAUAACUGUAGCUUUGCUGACUGGAUGAGAGCAAGGCCUGAACUCUACAGCAUUAUUCGCAGGUUACUUAGGAGAGAUCCAAUGGGUGCACUUGGUUAUUCAAGUUUGAAACCAUCUCUAAAGAUGAUAGCUGAAUCGACUGAUGGCCGCCCUUCUGAGAUGGGUGUGGUUGCUGCCUUGAGAAAUGGCGAGGUUCUUGGUAGUCAAACUGUUCUCAAGAGUGAUCACUGUCCUGGAUCCCAAAACCCAAGUUUACUUGAGAGUGUGGACGGUGCUCCUAAUUUCCGAGAAGUUCCUGGGUUUCCAGUUUAUGGAGUGGCAAAUCCAACAAUUGAUGGUAUUCGAUCUGUCAUCCGGAGGAUUGGAAGUUCUAAAGGUGGACGCCCAAUACUUUGGCAUAAUAUGAGAGAAGAACCUGUUAUUUACAUCAAUGGGAAGCCAUUUGUUCUUCGUGAAGUUGAAAGGCCAUACAAAAACAUGUUGGAGUACACGGGCAUUGACCGUGAAAGAGUGGAGAAAAUGGAAGCCCGAUUAAAGGAAGAUAUCCUAAGAGAAGCUAAACACUAUGGUGGUGCCAUAAUGGUUAUUCAUGAAACAGAUGAUAAGCAUAUAUUUGAUGCUUGGGAGUUUGUUAGCCCUGAUGUAAUUCAAACCCCACUUGAAGUUUUCAAAAGUCUGGAAGCUGAGGGAUUCCCUGUUAAGUAUGCACGUGUGCCCAUCACUGAUGGAAAAGCUCCUAAAAGCUCUGAUUUUGACACUUUAGCAAUUAAUAUAUCUUCUGCUGCCAAGGACACUGCUUUUGUUUUCAAUUGCCAGAUGGGCAGGGGCAGGACAACCACUGGUACUGUCAUAGCUUGCCUUGUGAAACUUCGAAUCGAUUAUGGUAGGCCCAUUAAAAUACUGGGUGAUGAUGUGACCUGUGAAGAAUCAGAUUGUGGUUCUUCAAGUGGAGAUGAAGCUGGGACUUAUGCCACUUCAUUAACCUCAAAUACUUUGUCAAGAAAGACAGACGAGAAACAAAAUCGUGCUUUUGGUAUAAAUGACAUCCUUUUGUUAUGGAAGAUAACAACAUUAUUUGAUAAUGGUGUUGAAUGCCGAGAGGCAUUAGAUGCUAUCAUUGAUAGAUGUUCUGCACUUCAAAAUAUUCGCCAAGCAGUCUUGCAGUAUAGAAAAGUAUUCAAUCAACAACAUGUUGAGCCUAGGGUAAGGAGGGUGGCAUUGAACCGUGGUGCUGAGUACUUGGAGCGGUACUUUCGUCUAAUUGCUUUUGCAGCAUAUCUUGGAAGUGAAGCAUUUGAUGGAUUUUGUGGACAAGGAGAAUCGAGAAUGACAUUUAAGGUUUGGUUGCAUCAAAGGCCAGAGGUGCAGGCUAUGAAAUGGAGCAUCAGACUAAGACCGGGGCGUUUUUUCUCUGUCCCUGAGGAGUUGAGAGAGCCACAAGAGUCUCAACAUGGAGAUGCUGUGAUGGAGGCCAUUGUCAAGGCCAGAAAUGGUUCUGUUUUGGGGAAAGGCUCCAUUCUGAAAAUGUAUUUCUUUCCUGGACAGAGAACUUCCAGUCAUAUACAAAUUCAUGGCGCACCUCAUGUUUUCAAGGUUGAUGAAUACCCUGUGUAUUGCAUGGCAACUCCAACCAUCUCUGGUGCCAAAGAGAUGCUAGACUAUUUGGGUGCUAAGCCUAAACCUCCAUUCAUUGCUCAAAAGGUUGUAUUGACUGAUCUGAGAGAAGAGGCAGUUGUUUAUAUCAAUUAUACUCCCUUUGUCCUUAGGGAGUUAAACAAACCAGUUAAUACACUCAAGUACGUGGGAAUCACGGGUCCUGUGGUGGAACACAUGGAAGCACGGCUAAAAGAAGAUAUACUAGCUGAGAUUAGACAAUCAGGUGGGCGAAUGCUUUUACACCGUGAAGAAUAUAACCCCUCGACAAAUCAGUCAGGUGUGGUUGGAUACUGGGAAAACAUUCGAGCAGAUGAUGUGAAGACACCUGCGGAAGUUUAUUCUGCUCUGAAAGAUGAUGGAUAUGAUAUUGUCUACCAGAGGAUACCUUUAACAAGAGAGAGAGAUGCUUUGGCAUCUGAUAUUGAUGCAAUACAGUAUUGUCAAGAUGAGUUGAUGAGCUGGGUGGCUUACCAUGACUUCCACCUAGGUAGUUACCUUUUUGUAUCACACACAGGUUUUGGUGGUGUCGCAUAUGCAAUGGCCAUAAUCUGUAUCCGACUUGAUGCUGGAUCCAAAGUCUCACAACCAUUAUUUGGACCUCAUAUAUAUGCAGUGACUGAAGAGAACUUGCCUUCUCAAGCUUCCAAUGAAACGGCACUUAGUAUGGGUGACUAUAGUGACAUUUUGAACCUUACAAGGGUCCUCAUACAUGGUCCCCAAAGCAAAGCAGACGUUGACCUUGUCAUUGAAAGAUGUGCAGGUGCAGGGCAUAUAAGAGAAGAUAUUCUAUAUUACAAAAGAGAAUUUGAGAAGUUCACUGAUGAUGAUGAUGAGGAACGAGCAUGUCUUAUGGACAUGGGUAUCAAAGCUUUGAGGCGAUAUUUUUUCCUUAUCACUUUCAGAUCUUAUCUCUACUGCACUUCUCCUGCCAAUGUGAAAUUUGCAGCAUGGAUGGACGCAAGACCAGAGCUUGGUCAUCUAUGUAACAAUCUAAGAAUUGACAAAUAACAUGGCAAUGCUUAUAAUCAUGUCGUUACUGUUCUGUGGGCGUUUGCUGUUACAGUGACAGUUUGAGCCACCCUGUAACCUCUCCUCGUGCUGCACAAUACCUUAUUUUUGCUACAAAGCCUUCAAAUGUAGUACACUAUGCACGCAUGCUACUUUGUGAACUGCAAUCUCAGGCAGAGCAACAUCCUGCACUCAUUUUGUGUAGCUUUGUAUGUUACGAGAGGCUGGCUGACACAAGGCACAAAUAUUGGUGCACUAAAGUGUUCAUUCGAGACCUUUAGGACAGUAGGUUACACUGUUGAGGAAUGUUAUAGUAACUCUUCCAAGAUUGUAUUUCUAUGUCAUGUUGUUUCGGGAGGGUUUGUAAAGGAUGAAAAGUAGGGCAUCAAUAGGAUUGGAAAAGAUAUCAUUUUAGUGUGAGGGAGGAAACUUCCCUAUUUCUCUGUAAGCCCAAGAUUUAAUGUCCUUAAUUUAGUUAUUUCACUCAUUCAUUUGUAUUUUUGUAUGCUAUCUUCCUUUAUCGAAUAGUUAAUUCUCUCUUGGCUUAACAUAGUUCAACAGAA
Molecule: messenger RNA, 4842 nt
Organism: Vigna angularis (adzuki bean)
Lineage: Eukaryota; Viridiplantae; Streptophyta; Magnoliopsida; Fabales; Fabaceae
Exons: 20
Coding region: 506-4279 (1257 amino acids)
Source: RefSeq, a predicted model, not a curated record